This is a messenger RNA of Penaeus chinensis, 3053 nucleotides long. RefSeq names its product DISP complex protein LRCH3-like. Bases 323 to 1507 code for a protein of 394 amino acids. Lineage: Eukaryota; Metazoa; Arthropoda; Malacostraca; Decapoda; Penaeidae. The record is from RefSeq and is a predicted model, not a curated record. The transcript has 6 exons. Gene Ontology annotation, molecular function: protein binding.
ACUCAUCAUUACCCAUCAACAACAUCACCAGAAUCAUGAUUAUGAUCACCCGUUUCAUCACUAUCAUCAUCACUCUCACUAUCAUAGUCUUUGCCCCUUAGCAGAUUUGUUGAUAAUUGAAAAUGGGAGGAAGCCAGAAGUGAAAGGGUGGACUGUCCUGUAUGAAUUAUUGCAUAGUCAGUCAUUAGCAUUUUGCUAGGGUAUUUGAAGCUCACAGUACUGGUAGAUUUGGAUUACCCAACACUUUCUAGCAACUGCAAAUGUUUUUGGAAGAGGAUAUGUUGAUGAUAUUUAUGAAUUUUAUUGCAGGAGUUUAUAUUUCAUGAAAGAGAGAGAGAAAAAAAUGUUCUUGUACCCUAUCCCCAGAGAAUAUGUGGAAGCUAAAUUGCAAAAACGAGCGAUGGAAAACAACAACAUCUACAGACGGCAGGGAUCAGAAGGGAAUUCCCCCACAGCGGAAAACGGAACUCACAGAUCAGUUGAAAAUAUUUCCCACCGGAGUGAGAUGGCGUCCUAUCCUCGACCCAAUCCUAUGGGGGCGUCCAAACCUCCUUGUAAUGGGCUUGAUGGGUAUUCACAAAGGUUGCCAAGCCAACCGCGACCGCAAGACCUUAGUCGGGAGGAUAUGACACGUGCCGAUGUCAAGAACAUUCAGAAGGAAGCAGUGUUGUCAUAUGUUAAGUCUCGUGUUAGCCCAAGCAAGGGUUCAGCCUCCAACUCCCCUGAUGUCAGCUUUGACUCUGGGGAUGGGCCUUCUUAUCCCCAAGUCUCCUCCAGCUCCUCACACCUACAACACAAUGUGCCACAUGCCAGCUUCUCAUCUAGUCCGUACACCAGCCAAAAUGUUAGUUACCCCAUAAGUGCUCCUCAAGCCUCUAGUACACCAUUCACGAGCAGUAAUAAUAUGGCCAACCCAUAUCCCAGCGCAACCCACCAGAGCACUUCCCAGCCCAGCACCCCACAUGCGAGUACGUACGCAAACAGGGGUAGUAAUGGCUCGCUGCCCAAGACGCCAAGCACAGUCAAGGCUCGAAAGAGGAGUGGAGGUGGUAGGCCCUUUGAUCCUGAUUCCUCUCCUGCUCAUCUGAACUUCACCUACAGACGGGAGAUGGAGAAACAGCAGCAUGAGAAGCAGUUGAUAGAAAAUUUAAGAAAUAUAAUUGAAAGCAGAUUAAAAGUGUCUUUGCCAGCUGACCUCUCUGCUGCCUUGAUGGAUGGCGUUGUGCUCUGCCACCUAGCCAACCAUGUCCGCCCGAGAUCUGUUUCUUCUAUCCAUGUUCCGUCUCCGGCGGUGCCAAAAUUGACAAUAGCUAAAUGUAGGUUGAAUGUUGAAAACUUCCUUGAAGCUUGCCGGAAAAUCGGAGUAGAAGAUGAGUACACCUGCAGUGCACAUGACAUUUUGGAAGAGAGAGGGACAGUGCGAGUGGCCAUAACUGUUGAAAGAUUGCUUCAGUUCUACCAGGGACGCCAUGCACCCAUGUCACCAAGAAAUCAGACCCCAGUAUGACAGCCCCUCUCCUGAGCUCCUCUGCAACCCCCAGUAUUAUCAUGUCCUGUCAGACUUGCAGAUUGCAGUUUUUUCUGUGUAUAAAGUGAAAUGGACAGGAUGUAGAUAGAUUCUUCUUUCUCAUUUCCCCUCCAUUACGGGGCCAACUCUUUUUCAGAGGAUAAUAUUCCUGCCACAUAAAGCAUUCUUUUGUUCUUCUAUAUGUCUGUUAUGAAAGAGACUUGAACAGAUCGCUGCAUUCAAGGCUUGUGCAGUUUGCUGUUUUGACGAGAAGGAAAAAAUGUGCUUCCCUUGUACUGUCAUUAUUCAAGCCAAAGGCAAUUUGUUAUUAUCAGCGAAUACUCUGUGCUGUUGUAAAUUAUUAUUAUUAUUUUUUUUUAGGAAGAAACUGUAAGGUUUGUUCUUUUUUUUAAGAAUUUUUUUUUUUUUUCAUAAUCAUCCAUGACCUUUUUUGCUCACUUCAAGGUCAUCAAAUCAUUCCUAAGUAAAUUUUAUACUAUAAAGCUAUUGUGUGCUUUUAAACUGUUCCUUUAGUCAUGUUAUAUAUAUAUUUUUAUCUUUACACAGCUCUCUCAGCAUCAUACUCAUAAGCUGUCUGUUACUGUCAGAAGUACUGAAUGAAAUUUGCUCACUAUUUAUGCCAUUUUAUGUAGAGAGAGAGAGAGAGAGACAGAAAAUAAAAGUGUUCAGAAAGUGUCCAUUGUGUGGGUUGUGCUAAAAUGAUGACCUAGUCCAUGGUUCUUCAAUUUUCAUUUCUGUAUUUGGAGUUUCCAAUUUUUAGCUUGAUUUUUAAAUGUUUACGAAAAAAAUAUUGCAUGUUGUAGUACCCCAUUUUUAUUUUGGAAUUGUUUAGAUUUUACUCGGACAUUUACUGUCAGUGACAAUAAUAUAUUGUUUUGAUUAUCCAUCUCUGAAGUUGAAAUGGGCAUUAAUACAUUGUUAUAAAAAUAUUAAAGAAUUUUCAGAAGAAAGACUGAUCUUGCCAUCAUUAUAUAAUUGUUGAAAUACUUAAUAUUAUAUCACAAGAACUAAUUAAUUGGUUUUCUUUUCAUUUUACUGCCCAUAUAACAGAAGAUGAAUAUGUGCAAAGGUUGGAGUAAUCUAUAAAAAUUUAAAAAAUAAUAAAAAAAAAAUAGACAAAUAUUUAUUCAUGUUUAUAAUAUCCAUUAUAUGCUGGAUAAAAAGUGCAAUAUAUUUUUACAAAAAGUAGGGGGGGGGGGGGGGGGGGGGAAAGGACACUGGUACUUAAAAAACAAAUAUUUCCAUUACACCUUUUUUCAAUGUUUCUGAUAUAUUUCUCCUUUUUUUGUACUAUGCCUUUUAGCUUUGCGUGUUCAGCAUUUAAUUAUCAUUUUCAUGUUGGACAAUAGGAAUGUAUACAUCAUAUAUAUAUAUUUAUGGGGGAAAAUUCAAACAAGUUUUCAUCUUGAUUCAUUAUAUUAAAGGUUUCAUUCAGCUCAACUUCCAUUUACUGUAAAAUGUGUAGACGAAGCUGUGUUUGUAGAUGAAUGUAUAUAGGAAAUAAAUAUUCACCAAAGAAACCAUA